Messenger RNA from Zygotorulaspora mrakii, 4524 nucleotides. It is a transcript of the gene PDR12, whose product is annotated as ATP-binding cassette multidrug transporter PDR12. Lineage: Eukaryota; Fungi; Ascomycota; Saccharomycetes; Saccharomycetales; Saccharomycetaceae. The record is from RefSeq and is a predicted model, not a curated record. The transcript has a single exon. Gene Ontology annotation, biological process: transmembrane transport. Gene Ontology annotation, cellular component: membrane. Bases 1 to 4524 code for a protein of 1507 amino acids. Gene Ontology annotation, molecular function: ATP binding; ABC-type transporter activity; ATP hydrolysis activity.
AUGUCUUCGAAGGAGGAUCGUGAGAGUAAAUCCAAUGAGAACAACUCAUACGCCGGUUCUCUGCAGAGCUUUGAUGCUGACAACCACAGUCAAGAUGCAGAACGUCUCGGCACGUCGUCUCAGCUGUCACGUCAUUUGACCAAUAUAUUAUCCAAUGAAGAAGGUGUCGAGAGACUGGCAUCGAUGGCAAGAGUUUUAUCCACCAAAACUAAAAGACAAAUGGACAAAUUCGAAGUUGAUGCCCUGGAUUUCGAUUUACGUGCCCUUUUGAAUUAUUUGAGAUCACAUCAAUUGGAACAAGGUAUUGAACCUGGUGAUUCUGGUGUUGCUUUCAAAGGCUUAACAGCAGUUGGUAUUGAUGCUUCUGCGGCUUAUGGGCCAAGUGUUGAAGAAAUGUUAAGAGGUUUGGUGCGUUUACCUUUCCAUCUUAAAUCUUUAUUCAAGAAGUCAACUGAUGUUCCAUUGAGAAAUAUUAUUCAAAACUGUACAGGUGUCGUUGAAUCUGGAGAAAUGUUAUUCGUCGUUGGUAGACCAGGUGCAGGUUGUUCGACACUUUUAAAGUGUGUAUCCGGUGAAACAAGUGAAUUGGUUGAAGUUAAGGGCGAAUUUUCUUACGACGGUUUAGAUCAAGAAGAAAUGAUGUCUAGAUACAAAGGUUACGUUAUCUACUGUCCUGAAUUGGACUUCCAUUUUCCAAAAAUUACUGUUAAGGAAACAAUUGAUUUUGCGUUGAAAUGUAAAACCCCUCGUGUUAGAAUUGAUAACAUGACGAGAAAAGAAUACGUUGAUAACGUCAGAGACAUGUGGUGUACAGUCUUCGGUUUGAGACACACCUACGCUACUAAAGUCGGUAACGAUUUCGUUAGAGGUGUCUCUGGUGGUGAAAGAAAGCGUGUUUCCUUGGUUGAAGCUCAAGCAAUGAGUGCAUCAAUAUAUUCUUGGGAUAAUGCGACAAGAGGUUUAGAUGCAUCGACAGCUUUAGAAUUCGCACAAGCUAUUAGAACAGCUACCAAUAUGAUGAAUAAUUCUGCUAUUGUUGCUAUUUAUCAGGCUGGUGAGAAUAUUUAUGAAUUGUUCGAUAAAGCUACUGUUCUGUACAACGGUAGACAAAUUUAUUUUGGUCCUGCUGAUAAAGCUGUUGGUUACUUUGAAAAUAUGGGAUGGAUUAAGCCAAACAGAAUGACAUCAGCAGAAUUCUUGACCUCUGUUACUGUUGAUUAUGAAAAUAGAACAUUGGAUAUUGCACCAGGUUACGAGGAUAAAAUACCCAAAUCCGGUGGAGAAUUCGAGGAGUAUUGGCUAAAUUCUAACGAUUACCAAGAGCUUUUAAAAUCUUAUGAUGAUUAUCAGGCAAGACAUCAAGCGGAAGAAACAAGAGAUAGGUUGGAAGUGGCCAAAAAACAGAGAUUACAGGUUGGACAACGUGAAAAAUCACAGUUUGUGGUUAACUAUUGGACACAGGUUUGGUACUGUAUGAUGCGUGGCUUUCAGAGAGUCAAAGGUGAUCAAACUUAUACCAAAGUCUAUUUAUCUUCCUUCCUAAUUAAAGGUUUAGUUGUCGGAUCCAUGUUUCAUAGAAUAGAUCCCAAAAGUUAUUCCACUACUGAGGGUGCAUACUCUCGUGGUGGUCUUCUAUUUUAUGUUUUACUUUUUGCUGCUGUUACAUCUCUAGCUGAAAUUGCUAAUUCGUUCGCUAAUAGGCCGAUUGUUGUCAAACAAAAGUCUUAUUCGAUGUAUCACAUUUCUGCAGAAUCUCUUCAAGAAAUUUUUACUGAGAUGCCAACUAAGUUGAUUGCCAUUAUUGUUUUAUCUUUGGUCUCGUACUGGAUUCCCUUUUUGAAGUUCACUGCUGGUGCAUUCUUUCAGUAUAUGCUUUAUCUGUUUACAGUUCAACAAUGUACUUCUUUUAUCUUCAAAUUCGUUGCGACAUUAACUAAAGAUGGUGAAACUGCGCAUGCCGUAGGUGGUUUGUACGUGCUAAUGCUUUGUACCUUUGCUGGUUUUGUUUUACCUAUUCCAGAAAUGCAUCAUUGGAUCAGAUGGUUUCAUUAUCUCAAUCCGCUUACUUAUGGGUUUGAAAGUUUAAUGUCAACAGAAUUCCACGGAAGACAAAUGAGAUGCAGUGAGCUGGUCCCAAGUGGAUCAGGUUACGAGAACGUAUCAAUUGCAAACCAAGUCUGUAAUGCAGCUGGUGCCGUCAAAGGUCAAUUUUACGUGAGCGGUGAUGCAUAUAUUAAACAGCAUUAUCAUUUCAGUUAUAAUCACGCUUGGAGGGAUUGGGGUAUCAACGUUGUUUGGACGUUUGGCUACAUUGUGCUUAAUGUUAUCCUUUCAGAAUUUUUGAAACCAUUAGAGGGUGGUGGUGAUUUGCUGUUGUAUAAAAGAGGACACAUGCCGGAAUUUGGAACUGAAUCAGCUGAAGCUAAAACGGCAAGUAGAGAAGAAAUGAUGGAGGCGCUUAAUGGUCCUGGUGUCGAUCUAAAUAAGGUUAUUGCCGAAAAAGAUGUGUUCACUUGGAAUCAUUUGGAUUAUACUAUUCCAUACGACGGUGCAACGAGACAAUUGCUAAGUGAUGUUUUCGGGUACGUGAAACCUGGUAAGAUGACGGCACUUAUGGGUGAAUCCGGUGCUGGUAAAACUACUUUAUUGAAUGUGCUCGCUCAAAGAAUAAAUAUGGGUGUUAUUACUGGUGAUAUGCUGGUCAACGCGCAAUCACUACCUGCAUCUUUCAACAGAUCAUGUGGUUAUGUUGCUCAAGCAGAUAACCAUAUGGCUGAGUUAUCUGUGAGGGAAUCUCUAAGAUUUGCUGCUGAACUGAGACAACCGGCUUCAACCCCAUUAGAGGAGAAAUAUGAAUAUGUUGAGAAAAUUCUUACUUUACUGGGUAUGCAAAAUUAUGCCGAAGCAUUAGUUGGUAAAACAGGAAGAGGUCUGAAUGUUGAACAGAGAAAAAAAUUGUCUAUUGGUGUCGAACUGGUUGCAAAACCCUCUUUAUUAUUAUUUUUAGAUGAGCCAACUUCAGGUUUGGAUUCACAAUCUGCUUGGUCUAUUGUCCAGUUCAUGAGAGCGUUGGCAGAUUCGGGACAGUCUAUUCUAUGUACUAUUCACCAACCUUCAGCUACUUUAUUUGAACAAUUCGAUAGAUUACUGCUUUUGAAAAAGGGUGGUAAAAUGGUGUACUUUGGUGAUAUUGGUACCAACUCUAGUUCCUUGUUAAGUUAUUUUGAACGUGAAUCAGGUGUUAAAUGUGGUAAAUCUGAGAAUCCUGCCGAAUAUAUGUUGAACUGUAUUGGUGCUGGUGCUACUGCAAGUGCUGACGCUGACUGGCACGAACUGUGGUUGAAGUCUCCUGAAUGUGCAGCAGCAAGAGAAGAAGUUGAGGAGCUUCACCGUAUACUUCCAAGCAGACCGAUCACUGACGACCCGGAGAUGGCAACCAAAUUCGCAGCUUCUUACACAACCCAAAUGAAGGUUCUGUUAAGGAGAACAGCCUUGCAAUUCUGGAGAUCACCUAUCUACAUCAGAGGUAAAUUUUUGGAAUGUGUUUCUUGUGCUUUAUUUGUUGGUCUAUCAUAUGUUGGUGUCAAUCAUUCCAUUGGUGGUGCUCAGGAAGCCUUUUCCUCUGUUUUCAUGUUAUUGUUGAUUUCUUUGGCUAUGAUCAAUCAACUCCACGUUUUCGCUUAUGCUAGUAGAGAAUUGUACGAGGUUAGAGAGGCUGCGUCGAAUACUUUCCAUUGGAGCGCUUUGCUUUUAAGUCAUUAUACUGUUGAGACAAUGUGGUCAACUGCUUGUCAGUUCAUGUGUUACAUUUGUUACUACUGGCCUGCGCAAUAUAGUGGAAGAGCAUCUCAUGCAGGUUUCUUCUUCUUCUUUUACGUUUUGAUUUUCCCUGCAUACUUCUGUUCUUAUGGUUUAUGGAUUUUGUACAUGGCACCUGAUGUCCCAUCAGCUUCCAUGAUCAAUUCAAACGUCUUCGCUGCUAUGUUACUGUUCUGUGGUAUUCUGCAGCCAAGGCAAAAAAUGCCAGGGUUCUGGAGAAGGUUUAUGUAUAAUGUUUCACCAUUCACUUAUGUCGUCCAAGCUCUAGUUGGUCCAUUGGUACAUAACAAACCAGUGAUUUGUGCGCCGGAUGAAUUCAACAUUUUAGAUCCACCUGAAGGACAAACUUGUGGCGAAUUUUUGGGAACCUAUCUGGAAAACAACCCAGGAUAUCUGGUUAAUCAUGAUGCUACGGAAAACUGCCAAUAUUGUCCAUUUUCUGUUCAGGAUCAGGUGGUCGAACAGUUCAAUGUUCGUUGGGCCCAAAGAUGGAGAAAUUUCGGUUUUAUGUGGGCUUACAUCAUAUUUAACCUUGUAGCUAUGUGUGUUUGCUACUACGUCGCGAGAGUUAAAGUGUGGUCGCUGAAAUCAGUCUUAAACGUAAAGAGCUGGUUUAGCAAACCAAGAAAGGAAAGACACGAAAAGGACACUACUAUCUUUCAACAAAAGCCAGGUGACAAGGAAAAGGUCCAAAAAACCACUUAA